Messenger RNA from Elaeis guineensis (African oil palm), 954 nucleotides. RefSeq names its product glutathione S-transferase U8. NCBI's taxonomy places the organism in Eukaryota, Viridiplantae, Streptophyta, Magnoliopsida, Arecales, Arecaceae. The record is from RefSeq and is a predicted model, not a curated record. Gene Ontology annotation, biological process: glutathione metabolic process. Gene Ontology annotation, molecular function: glutathione transferase activity. Gene Ontology annotation, cellular component: cytoplasm.
AAAUGUAGUCUAUGGAUACAAUAUAAAAGUCAACCGAGGUAGAGGCCGGCAGAGAAGCAAUCGAAAUGGGCGAGGAACUGAAAUUGUUUGGGGUGUGGGGAAGCCCAUUCAGUCGCCGAGUGGAGCUUGCUCUGAGGCUGAAGGGAAUCCCCUAUGACUACAUGGAGGAGGAUCUCUCCAACAAGAGCCCUUCGCUCCUCAAGUACAAUCCUAUCCAUAAGAAGAUCCCCGUCCUCCUCCAUGGUGGGAAGCCAGUAGUCGAGUCGCUUGUUAUCCUCGAGUACAUCGAAGAGACAUGGGAAGGGAAUCACGCCAUACUGCCGAAGGAUCCUUAUGAGAGGGCCAUGGCAAGGUUCUGGGCCCGGUUCUUGGAUGACAAGUGCAUGCCUGCAAUGUGGAUGUCAUGCUGGACUGAAGGGGAUGCGCAGCAAAAUUUCAUGAAGGAAUCCAAGGAAAACCUAAGCAUUCUAGAGGGCGAGCUAAAAGGGAAAAAAUUCUUUGGAGGUAAUGCCAUAGGCCUGGUGGACAUUGCAGCCUUAUUCAUAGCUCAUUGGGCUGGGGUGCUUCAGGAGGUAGCAGGAAUAAGCUUGGUCAAUGAGGAAAAGCAUCCCAUCCUAUUCAAAUGGAUUGAAGAGUUCAUCAGCUCUGACAUUGUGGUGGAAUGCUUACCUGCUAGAGAAAGGCUUCUAGCUUUUUUCCAAGCUAAGAAAGAGACCAUGCUGGCUACCAAAGCUCCUGCACAGUGAUGGUGCAACGCAACCAUUUGAUGUGGGAUAUGAAUAAAUUAUCAUAUUAUCAGGAUGAGGACAAUUAGAAGAAGAGUUUGAUAUGUUGUACUUGCAUGGAUAUCCAAUGGUGUGUUUGCUUUCUUAUUUUACAGUUUGUUGCGAGUGUGAAGAAUGGAGUGUUCGUUUAAUUUGAGUUGGUCAUGGGGCUAUGACUUGUUCUCAUUAA